AUGCCAAGCCGCCCGCCACCACCAUAUUCAGAACAUUCACCUUCACACCCUAUGUCAACAAGCAGUUUAUCUGAAGCAUUGAACAUACCACCACCGCCUUCAUACUCUCGAGACAUGGUCUUCCGUGUCUUGAAAGAUCAGAAAUAUGCGCAGGCUUGGAUGAUCAGGGUAUAUGAACAUGAUCCAGCAGUACGAGUAUCAUCAUUUGAUAUGACCUUUUUCACGCGGACAUUGUCAUAUAAAUGCAAGUCACCAGAAACAAGAAACGCCCGCAAUUCUGCCAUCUGUAUAGCCCCAGAUCCGUAUAAGAAGAGAGCAGAAGUGAUCAUCAAAGUCCUUCAACAAUUCGACCGCUCGGCCUUGAGUGAAGUUGGUGCACUGAAACGCUUUUCUUACCUUUUCGAUUCUGGAUUGCUCAAGGGAAAACCAACCAUAAUCACUCGCAAAUUUCCUGGGGUUCCCUUGCAGCAAACAGAUGCCUGGAUAAAAAACCCAGGUCAGAGAGAAAAUUUGAGGGAGCAAGUCCGGACCAAAGUGCGAACGCAGGUUUUACUAUGGGCUCUUGGUGACAAACUUCUAUAUAUGCAAGUGGCAGAUGUAUAUUAUGAAUUCAAGUAUACUCACCCUCCCGAUCAGUGA
Messenger RNA from Lentinula edodes (shiitake mushroom), 639 nucleotides. RefSeq lists its product as uncharacterized. The coding region runs from base 1 to 639 and encodes 212 amino acids. The record is from RefSeq and is a predicted model, not a curated record. The transcript is spliced from 3 exons. Lineage: Eukaryota; Fungi; Basidiomycota; Agaricomycetes; Agaricales; Omphalotaceae.